AUCAUAAACUUUUAAAUCUAAUAAUGAAGUCCUUGCCUCUUAAUUCUCGUGAUGUAUGAAGAUCAGAUACCCAUUCUGCUUUGUCGCCCAAUGCGCCACAAGUUUUACGCAAACAAUUAUAUCUUGGUCUUUAAUUGUUCUUCUAAUGCAAGGCCUGUACGUUUGUGCUCCAUCUUAUAAGCAAUGUCCCUUUUAGGCAGUGCCACCGUCCAUUUACUGCAGAAAUUUUAGAAUAAAAAAUUGCUGUAUAUGCAAUAGUUUUGUUGUGAAGAUUAAUCAUAUGAUAGUUUUCUUGCGAGUCUUACUGUACUAAAAGAUCAAAAUAUAUCUCUUAUGUAUACAAUAAUGGGUAUCGAAUAAAUUAUUCUUAAGAUGGCGUAAACUAAUGCACAUCCGUUACCAUGAGCAUAAUGAGCAGGACACACCAUUUAUUUUUAGCCCUUCAAAUAGCUUUAAUCAUAAUUAUAACACCCUUAAGAGGGCCACCAUUCCCCCCAUCUAAAGUUCUAAUACACAUGCAAUUUCAUUGCUUUCAUCAUUACCAUAAUUUCUGUUUUAUCUUUCAGUUAGCGUAUGCAUCUUCCAAACUUCAAACCUCUUUGUUUUCUAAAGCAGGACGGUGUAAUCAUCAUCACCACAAACAUCAGUUAAAGAAACUUUACAUUCCUUGCCUCCCACGUCAAUCAUCACUCUCUCCUUCGCAUAAAAUCAAACAGCUACAUUACUCUCUUUGCACUUAGAGCCUCUAACAAACACCUUAAGACUUUCAAGUAUGAGAAUCAGAACUUUCUCCUUUUGGCUCUUUGCCUUUGCCAUUGCUCUUAUUUCUAUUAUCAUUUCCAUCUCUGCAAUCCUUCCUUCCUCUUUGACAACCGCUCCCAUAAAGGUUCCAGAUAGCUUUCAACUUCUCAUUCUCAGAAGGGUUUUUAAAGAAACUGGUUUAGAGGACACCAUAUCGAGGAUCUUGUCUAGACAUCACCACCACCACCAUCACCACCACCACCACCAUCACCGGAAGAAGCCUAAAUGCGAUAGAAAUUCAUGGAAGUCUAGGAUUAUGUACCGUUAUGGAAGGGUGAUAUACCAUUAUAAAGUGUCUAGUGUCUUGACUGUAGACUUGAAAGGUUGUGCAAAUUUUAGCAGUGUUCAGAAGGCAGUUGAUGUUGCCCCAGAUUUUAGCCCCUUCCCAACUCUUAUCAUAAUUGAUUCUGGCACUUACAGGGAGAAGGUGACUGUGCAUAAUAGUAAAACAAACUUAAUAUUUCAAGGUCAGAGUUAUCAAAACACUGCCAUAGAAUGGAAUGACACUGCAAAUUCAACUGGAGGAACUGUCUACAGUGCUUCAGUUGCCAUCUUUGCACUCAACUUCAGAGCAUACAAUAUCAGCUUUAAGAACACAGCUCCUUCGCCGUCUCCAGGGGAAGUGGGAGGGCAGGCAGUAGCACUUAGAAUAGCAGGUGAUCAAGCUGCUUUUUAUGGGUGUGGAUUUUAUGGAGCUCAAGACACUCUUCAUGAUGAUCGUGGAAGGCAUUAUUUUAGAGAAUGCUUCAUCCAAGGAUCUAUUGAUUUCAUUUUUGGAAAUGCUAGAUCACUUUUUGAGCACAUGACCAUGCAGUUAUCAUCUCAGGGCUGCAUCAUCAACUCAAUAGCAAAACCUCCAGUAGCAGGAGUAAGUGGAUCAGUUACAGCUCAAGCAAGGCAAUCCAUGAGCGAGCAAACUGGGUUUUCGUUUGUGAAAUGCAUCGUAGUUGGAAGUGGGAAAGUAUGGCUUGGUCGAGCUUGGGGUGCAUAUGCUACUGUUGUCUUUUCUAAAUCUUACAUGUCCAAUGUUGUUUCCCCAGAUGGUUGGAACGAUUGGCGAGACCCUUCUAGAGAUCAGUCUGUGGUUGAUCCUACUCAUUCAUCCCUCUUUAUAUAUAUGACAGUAUUCUUUGGAGAGUACGAGUGUUAUGGAGAUGGAGCAAACUACGCAUAUAGAGUAUCUUAUGGGAAGCAGCUAACAGAAUAUGAAGCAUCUCCCUACAUGAAUAUAUCAUACAUAGAUGGAGAUCAGUGGCUUCAUCUUCAAAACCCUAUUUCCAUAUUCUCUCAUGAGGAUGACUAUGAUGAUGGGCUUCCAGAAUUUAUACACACUUUCUGAUUAAUAGUAUGUCUAUUCACCAGUUCCGAUGCAUGUGAGAUAAAGAGACAGAAGAGUCAUUAGUUUAGAUAGACAUAAAACUAAGCGAUAAAUUCUCAUUUCUCAACUGACCAUUUUUGAAAGGCGUCCCUAGUUUCAGAUUCCCAAGUAUAAACUAUCCUUUCUAUGCAGUCUACAGUAAAUAGAAGAAUAAUAAACUAAGAAAUUUGGCAGAAUAAUAAAUUUGUCCUUUCCUAGCAGAAUUUCCACUCAAAAAAUUUUGUUACUGUUUAGU
Manihot esculenta (cassava) is the source of this 2414-nucleotide messenger RNA. Its product is annotated as probable pectinesterase 15. Gene Ontology annotation, molecular function: pectinesterase activity. The record is from RefSeq and is a predicted model, not a curated record. The transcript is spliced from 5 exons. Bases 773 to 2140 code for a protein of 455 amino acids. Gene Ontology annotation, biological process: cell wall modification. NCBI's taxonomy places the organism in Eukaryota, Viridiplantae, Streptophyta, Magnoliopsida, Malpighiales, Euphorbiaceae.